AUGAAAUCAAACUACAUCGUCCUCUUCGGUAUGGCCCUUGCCGCCAUGGCCGCUCCAACCAUCCCCGGAGGUGGCGGCCACGGCGGCGCUGGUAGCGGCCUCGGUACAGGCGGUGGUUCCGGAUCAGGCCUUGCCGGCGGUGGCGGUGGUGGUAUCACCAUUGGUAGUGGCAUUUCUGGGGGAUUUGGAGGUGGUGUUGGUGGGGGAGCUGGAUAUGGUGUUGGGGCAGGAUCCGGUGCUGGAGAGGGCAAGGGCAAGGGUAAGAGUGGAUGGUAA
Molecule: messenger RNA, 276 nt
Organism: Penicillium arizonense
Lineage: Eukaryota; Fungi; Ascomycota; Eurotiomycetes; Eurotiales; Aspergillaceae
Exons: 2
Coding region: 1-276 (91 amino acids)
Source: RefSeq, a predicted model, not a curated record